Messenger RNA from Cutaneotrichosporon oleaginosum, 1363 nucleotides. RefSeq lists its product as uncharacterized. The record is from RefSeq and is a predicted model, not a curated record. Lineage: Eukaryota; Fungi; Basidiomycota; Tremellomycetes; Trichosporonales; Trichosporonaceae.
GUCGUCGCCUGCUACCAGAACGGCGGCCUGGUGCAGAUCGACCUCCAUAGCAGAGUGGCGCCGAAAACGCUUCCGCUUGAAACUAUUCCACGACAAGUCGUAGCCUUUAGCUCCAAGGGCGAAGUUGCGUACGCCAUCGAUCGCUUCAAGUUGGGCGAAAUCCCCUUCGAUGAUGUGUACGUUUUUCAUAUCUUGUGUCGUUGACAGACAGGAAGACAGAAUAUUCUGCGCACUGGCAGGUUGGCGGCCGGCAUCGCAAAGCGCCGGGUGACCACGCUUACGAGCCUGUGCAGGCCAUGGGCGUGCUUCCGCUGGGCUGGGUCGACAAGGACGAGUUCGCUUACAUCGCGAACCACUAUCGUCUCGAGGGCAUGACACCUAUCCAGCUCUGUCAGUGGAACCGCGACGUCGCAUCCAUGUGCAGUCGAACAGACGACGCGCGCGCUUGGGACUUCCUCAUUGGCAUCUUUGAUGAGUUUGGGAAGACGAACGAAGGCAUGUUCAAUGAGUCUGUCUUCUCGCAGGCGGCAACAAUAAUGCCGGUUCGUCCCCCUUCACCACAUGGUCUGGAGACAAGACGACCAAGCGACGAGACGAUUAACGCGGGUGCCUUUCCCGGUGUCCCGAUGCUGCGAGGAGAGGACUUGGUUGCGCCCGAGAUUGAGCCUUCGGAUGGCGGCUCCGGCUCGUCUGAAUCCGAUGGCCCCGAGACGCCACCAAGGAGCCGCUUCAAGUCGUUCGUCCCUCCAAACGCAAACGACGCACACCGCCCCAAUAUCGCCCACUGGGCGUCGUCCGGCUCCUCUCUUCUUGCCCAGAGUGGGAUUAUGCGCAACACAAAGAAGCUGGGUUUCGAGACUCCGCUUUCCGACGAGGAUGAAUCGGUUACUCCGACCGCAGACAUGGACUACCCAGAUGCGUAUGGCAUAUCCGCCGCGCUUGAGGCUGCGGCCUCUCAGCCUUCCAAAAUCGGUGCUGCACGCUCGCGCUCCUCUCGCUCCACACCACAGAGCACUCGUGCCCCGUCUCCAAACAAGGGCGGCAUGUCGAACGGGGGGCGUCGCAGCGCGACUGGGUCAGCGCGCGGCAGUAAGCGUCCCUCCGUAACCGACCGUACGAUGGACCGAGUUCAGCCUGUCACCAUCACUCGGCCAGCGCAGGAAGCGUUCCCGCCCGUCCAGUGGGACGAGUACCGCGAGGCGCGCACGCAGUCGUUCCUCGACUGGUGGGAGGCGUACAUUGACGACGUGAGUUAACGCUUAUGACCCUUCACUGACGAUAGGGCGAGGUGCAGCUAGCAACGGCGUUGUACAUUGUGGGGUCCAAGGUUAUUUCCUUCCCCGAGAAGCAAGCGGAGCGCGUG